Molecule: messenger RNA, 4714 nt
Organism: Ipomoea nil (Japanese morning glory)
Lineage: Eukaryota; Viridiplantae; Streptophyta; Magnoliopsida; Solanales; Convolvulaceae
Exons: 2
Coding region: 1-4689 (1562 amino acids)
Biological process (GO): DNA integration
Molecular function (GO): nucleic acid binding
Source: RefSeq, a predicted model, not a curated record
AUGGCUGCACUUCCUCCACCCAAUCCCAAUCCUAACCCCAACCCCAGGCCUAAUCCUAGGCUAAUGAAAGACUUUGGUAGUCCCCAAGUAGGAACUUCACCAUCUUGUAUAGUGCUUACCAAUGCAGGGCGGAAUUAUGAGUUAAAGACGGUUCAUUACAAUCAAUUGCCGUCUUUUCAUGGUUCAGGAACCGAGGAUGCCCUCACCUUCAUUAGGGAUUUCUACGGGGUAGUCCAAAACUUUCCGUUGAAUGACCUAACGGAGGAUGAAUUGAGAAUGAGGUGUUUCCCUUACACCUUGAAAGAUGCAGCAAAGACAUGGUUCAUGUCUCUCACACCGGGGUCCCUUCGGACAUGGCCGGAGGUGUACAACAAAUUCAUAGGUAAAUUCUAUUCACAUGCCAAGACUUCCGAAUUAAGAAGAAAAAUUGCGACUUUUUCGCAAGCUGAAGGCGAACCAUUUCAUGAGGCAUGGGAAAGGUUUAAAAUGUUGCUCAUUAAAUGCCCCCACCAUGGCUACCCGUUGGAGCUGCAAAAUCAAACAUUCUAUGAUGGUUUGACCCAAACCAGCCAAUCAAUAGUUGAUAAUGCGGCUGGAGGUGCCAUGGCAGAAAAAACUGCGGAGGAGACCUUAGCGUUGUAUGAAAUGCUAGGAGCAAACUCCCAACAAAAAAGCAUAAGGGGGCGGACACCAGGAAUGUAUGAAGUUAGCUCAAAUUCUGAUUUGACGGCGUAUAUGUCUGAGUUAACAAAACAAAUGACAAGCAUGUGUUCUAUGAUGAGUAUGAACCAAAAGAAUGCAUGUAUGAUUGAAGAAACUGACAAUGUUGAGCAGGUCAGUGCAAUGAACAAUUUUAAUCAAAGGCCAAGAAAUGACCUGUAUUCCAAUUCUUAUAAUCCGGGGUGGAAGAAUCACCCUAAUUUUUCAUGGGGUAGUAAUCAAAAUUAUCAAUCAACUGAUCCACCUCAACCAAAAAGACCAUCUUUGGAGGAUUCAUUGAAUACUUUGGUACAAGCCUGCAAUAGACAGCAGGAAACAACGGAGCAGCAAUUCAAGAUGCAACAAGAAGCAAGUGAACGACGAUUUCAACAACAUGAAGCUUCAAUGAAAAAAUUGGAAGCACAAAUAGGGCAAAUCGCCGAAGCUCUACAAGGCCAUGUGCCAGGUAAGUUGCCCAGCCAACCUGAACAAGCUAAGGUUUUGACUGUUUUAAGAAGUGGUAAAGUUAUUGAAAAUAAUGUGAAAGCAAGUACCACUCCUAAACAAACUGAAAUAGUUGAAAACUUGAAUGUUGAUGAUGAUAUUAAUAAUGAUAAACCCAAGUUGCAUAAAUCUGAUGAUCCUUAUGUGCCCCCUAAGCCUUAUGUUCCCCCGGUUCCAUUCCCCGGUAGAUUAAGGAAUUCAAAAUUUGAUAAAUCAUUUUCUGACAUUUAUGAUUUGUUGUCAAAAGUGAAUGUGAAUUUACCAUUGUUAGACAUGAUUAAAAAUAUGCCUGCUUAUGCUAAGUUUUUAAAAGAAUUGAACACUAGAAAGCGUAGAUAUGAACAUAAUGAAAAAGUUUUCAUGUCUAAAACUGUAAGUGCUUUUUUGCAAACUAACUUGCCUCCAAAAUUAGAAGACCCUGGUAGUUUCAUAAUAAAUAUUACAGUGGGGAAUUCUAAGCAAGAAAAGGCUAUGCUUGAUUUAGGGGCAAGCAUUAACUUGAUGCCAUAUUUUGUCUACUUGCAGUUAGGUCUGGAUAAAUUGAAACCUACUACAAUGUCCUUAGAGCUUGCUGAUCGUUCUGUCAGAUAUCCUAGAGGCAUUGUAGAAGAUGUUUUAGUCCAAGUUGACAAAUUAAUAAUUCCUGCUGACUUUGUCGUAUUAGACAUAAAUAAAAAGUAUAAUUAUGAGCAGGACAUGCCUAUCUUGCUUGGCCGACCUUUCAUGGCCACAACAAAAACAAUGAUUGAUGUUCAAAAUGGAAAAUUAACCAUGACUGUGCUUGAUGAAACUAUUGAAUUCUCCAUUCUUAAAUCAAUGAAACUGCCUGAAAACAAUAAUAAUCAUUGUUUUGCUGUAGAUGUUUUAGAUUCAAUAAUUUCUGCUAAGUUUUUAGAUCAAUAUCCGUUGAAGGUCGAGGUUGAUGACGUGGAACACGACGAAAGCCCAAUAAAAGAGGGGAGUGUUGAAGGAGGUUCAGUUACAUGUCUGGAGCAAAUCAAGGGAAAACACCGUCCUUCUAUCGAAGCUGAAAUUCCACCCACGCUGGAACUAAAACCUCUUCCUAGUUCUUUAAAAUAUGCUUUCUUAGGUCCAAAUAAUACUUAUCCUGUAAUAAUUGCCUCUGACAUUUCACUUGAACAAGAACAAAGUCUGCUAGACGUAUUACAAAAGUAUAAAAGUGCAAUUGGUUGGACAGUAGGAGAUAUUAAAGGAAUAAGUCCAACGGUUUGUAUGCACCGUAUCCUUCUUGAAGAAGGGUCAACUCCUGUCCGUCAACCUCAGCGCAGGUUAAAUCCAAAUAUGAAGGAGGUUGUACGGGCAGAAGUCCUAAAGUUGCUGGACUCAGGUAUUAUUUACCCAAUUUCAGACAGUAAAUGGGUAAGUCCAGUUCAUGUAGUGCCAAAAAAGUCUGGGAUUACUGUGGUCAAUAAUGACAAAAAUGAAUUAAUCCCAACUAGGACAGUAACUGGGGGAAUCGAGGUUGAUAAGGCUAAAAUUGAUGUUAUUUCGAAAUUACCUCCCCCUACUUCUGUAAAAGAAGUGCGAAGUUUUCUUGGUCAUGCAGGUUUUUACAGGCGCUUCAUAAAAGAUUUUUCAAAAAUUUGUAAGCCUUUAUGUAACCUGCUUUCAAAAGAUGUUGUUUUCAAAUUUGAUGAUGACUGCUUAUCUGCUUUCAAGUUUUUAAAAGAAAAAUUAACUUCGGCUCCCGUCCUUGCUGCACCUAAUUGGGAGUUUCCUUUUGAAAUAAUGUGUGAUGCAUCUGAUUAUGCCAUAGGCGCUGUUUUAGGACAAAGAAUUAAUAAAAUGCCUUAUGUGAUUCAUUAUGCGAGCAGAACUUUGGAUAGUGCUCAGGCUAACUAUACAACUACUGAAAAGGAGUUGUUGGCUAUAGUCUUUGCAUUAGAAAAAUUCCGUUCUUACUUGAUUGGUUCUAAGGUGAUUGUUUAUUCUGAUCAUUCUGCUCUAAAAUUUUUGUUGGCUAAAAAAGAUGCUAAACCUAGACUAAUAAGAUGGAUUCUAUUGCUGCAAGAGUUUGAUUUGACUAUCAGGGACAAGAAAGGUUGCGAGAAUGUGGUAGCCGAUCAUUUGUCCCGUCUACCCGAAGCAGCUAAUAACUAUCCUAAUUAUGAUAUUCCUAUUAAUGACAGGUUUCCAGGUGAACAAUUGCUUUCUUUACAGAACACAGAACCUUGGUAUGCUGACAUUGUGAAUUAUUUAGUCUCGGGUCAAUUUCACCCAGACUUAAAUUCACAAGGAAAAAAACAUUUUCUUUCCAAAGUAAAACAUUUUUUUUGGGAUGAGCCUUAUUUGUUUAAAAUUUGUCCUGAUCAAAUAAUUAGAAGGUGUAUUCCUGAGCUUGAACAACAGAAUAUUUUGAAUCACAGUCACACUUUAAAUUGCGGAGGACAUUUUAGUGGGAAGAGAACUGCAUUGAAAGUUUUGCAGUCUGGUUUUUAUUGGCCCACUUUGUUCAAGGAUGCGUUUGAAUUUUGUGCUAAGUGUGAUAGAUGCCAGAGAACUGGUAAUAUAAGUAAGCGUCAUGAAAUGCCCCUCUCAAAUAUUUUGGUCAUUGAUCUCUUUGAUGUUUGGGGAAUUGAUUUUAUGGGGCCUUUUCCUACUUCUUUUGGUUAUAAUUAUAUUCUUGUGGCUGUUGAUUAUGUAUCAAAAUGGGUUGAAGCUGUAGCUACUCGGACAAAUGAUAGUAAAGUUGUUCUACAGUUUUUGAAAGAUAUUUUUGCCAGGUUUGGGGUACCAAGAGCUAUUAUUAGCGAUGAAGGUACCCACUUCUGUAAUAAACUUUUUGCAGGUCUUCUGAAAAAAUAUGGCAUUACUCAUAGAGUGGUUACUCCAUAUCAUCCACAAACCUCUGGCCAAGUAGAGGUGAGUAACAGGCAGAUCAAGGGGAUAUUGGAAAAGACGGUGAAUCCUUCUAGGAAGGAUUGGGCCAUCAAACUUAAUGAUGCACUGUGGGCUUACAGGACAGCCUACAAGACCCCGAUUGGUAUGAGCCCGUACAGGUUGGUAUUUGGCAAGGCUUGUCAUUUGCCAGUAGAGUUAGAACAUAAAGCUUAUUGGGCUAUUAAAUUUCUAAAUUUUGAUUUGCAGAAGGCUGGUAGAAUUAGAAAAUUAAAUUUGAAUGAAUUAGAUGAAAUAAGAAAUGACUCCUAUGAAAACUCGAAAAUCUAUAAAGAGAAGACUAAAGCUUAUCAUGAUAAGUUUAUUUUGAGGAAAAAAUUUGAACCUGGGAUGAAAGUUUUGUUAUUUAACUCUCGUUUGAGAUUGUUUCCAGGUAAGUUAAAAUCUAGAUGGACAGGACCUUUUGUGGUUCGUGAGGUAUUUCCUCACGGUGCCUGUGAAAUUGAAAAUCCAAGAACAGGUGAAAAAUUUAAGGUAAAUGGGCAAAGACUUAAGCAGUACCUCGAGGGUGAAUCUUCAGCCCAGAUUGUUGAACGGAUAGAGUUGCAGCACUCUGAAUGCCCAUAGUUGUCUAGCUACAGACAAUAACUGA